Molecule: messenger RNA, 1268 nt
Organism: Candidula unifasciata
Lineage: Eukaryota; Metazoa; Mollusca; Gastropoda; Stylommatophora; Geomitridae
Source: the annotation of a GenBank genome assembly
GAUAUCACGGGAAAGGUGGGCCCCUCACCGUCGACAGUGUGAAUAUUAUACCUCUGUCAGACAAACUGAUUGAUGCUGGCCGGGAAGCUGGGUAUCCUUUGAACGAGGACUAUAAUGGAAGAACAUUGGAAGGAAUCUGUCGUUUACAGUCAACUACAAUCAACGGUGAACGUAUGGCUACUGGCCGAGCAUUUAUCCACCCCGUCCUGGACAGAACUAACCUGGAUGUAGCACUGAGAGCGCAUGUCACAAAAAUUAUUAUUGACAAUAAGACAGCUGUAGGCGUUGAAGUGAUCAAAGACUCUAAACGAUACAUCGUCAAUGCCAGGAGAGAGAUCAUUCUGUCAGCAGGAGCUGUGGGUUCCCCACAAAUACUCAUGUUGUCUGGUGUUGGACCCAGGAAACAUCUGCAGAGUUUACAGAUUCCCAUAGUUGCAGAUCUUCCGGUUGGGCAGAAUCUUCAGGACCAUCUGUAUUUUGAAGUCGGCGUAAGAAUUAAAGAGCCCCUAACAACUCCCCCAUCAGAGGCAAUUACCUGGCGGACUAAGCUACAGUACGCUCUGUUUCGUACAGGCCCUUUGAGUUUAGCCCUGGCUAGUGAAAUCUUGGCAUUCAGGAGCACGACCAACAAAACUAGGGAGAAGGACUGGCCAGACGUUCAACUACUUUUUUCUGAAAGUAAGCCCUCUAACAUGCGAGCUGACUACUCAGAGAAGACCAAGGCAGAAUUAGUUGACAGAAACAGGGGAGACUAUGGUUUUACUUGUCUACCUGUCGGUCUGAGACCGGAAAGCAGAGGGAACAUCACUUUAAGAUCCGUGAAUCCUUUUGACUAUCCCAUUAUUCAAGCUAAUUACCUGGACAAGCAGGCAGACAUAGACACUUUGAUUAGAGGUAUCCAAGAAUGUCAAAAAAUAGUAGCUACCAAACCCAUGCAAGACAUCGGUGCUGAGUUUACGGAAAAGGGGACAGAAUCCGCCUGCAGUCAAUAUAUGUUCAAUACCCAUGAAUACUGGGAAUGUUUAGUUAACUACAGACCGCUCUCUGUCCAUCAUCCUGUCGGAACAUGUAAGAUGGGUCCAAAGGGAGAUAACACUGCUGUUGUUGACUCAGAAUUGAGAGUACACGGGAUAUCCGGACUCCGUGUGGUCGACGCUUCCAUUAUGCCAUGGCUGGUCUCUGGUAACACAAACGCCCCAACAAUUAUGAUUGGCGAAAUGGCUGCUGACUUGAUCAAGGAGAAAAAGUUGCCAUCACUGGAUUUGUGA